AUCACCAGAGAUGAGAGUUGCAUGUCAAAUCCCAUAAACCUGAACAGCGAAAAAAAUUCAAUUCGCAGCUCUGCGACCAACCAACCAGUCAUGUACGUUCUACCGGCAGUCAUAUCAGUCGUAUUCGGUGCCCUGUUGUUGUAUUACUGGUACAGCUUUCGUCAACCACUACAGGUGACCUUCGAGCGACUUCAGCAACUCUCCGGGGCCGAUGUGGCCAACUUUACCCAACUGAGGCUUCUCGGAACGCCCGGAAGCUUGCAAACCGUCAACGGAUCGUGGGAGCUACUGCAAGACUUGGACAACAGUUGGAUGUACUCUGUACGAGUGCUGUAUAUACCGCCACGUGGACAAGCCUUCCAGCAAGUUCCACUACCGUCUCGCACCAUCGGAGUAUGUGACCUGCUGGCCAAGGCAGCGUACAAAUCGUUCUGGGAUCAACAUCAGUACUCCACCAACUAUCCAGAUCCCAAAAACCGGUCGGCAAUUUGUCCCUUUUCUAGUGGAGCCUACUUCCUGAGGUCAGUUCCGCUGAUUGCUGGGGAUCUUUUGUGGGUUGGUAGACCGGGGAUGUAUCGGAUGGAUUUUUGUCUAGUCAAAGACGGCGUUUUGAGGAUGAUUGAGGCGUUAUAUUUCAAGGUUCAGGUGGUGGGAGGAGGUUAUUACUAUUGAAAUAAAAGAUAUAACGUUGAUUACUAAUAAAAUCAACAAUCUAAAAUCUCUAAA
This is a messenger RNA of Culex quinquefasciatus (southern house mosquito), 726 nucleotides long. RefSeq lists its product as uncharacterized. The transcript has a single exon. Bases 22 to 672 code for a protein of 216 amino acids. The record is from RefSeq and is a predicted model, not a curated record. Lineage: Eukaryota; Metazoa; Arthropoda; Insecta; Diptera; Culicidae.